AUGGCUGCUUCCAUGCUGGAACACAAUGCCGGAAUGUAGGAUCACGACAUACUUUUUCUCGAUUUCAAAAUCCUUUUCUUUGGGACGUUUAUCAUGGCUCAUUCUGAGAGUGUGGCGCCAACAGCCACAUGAAUAAAUUAAACGAUAUACUGCAAUUUAUCUAAACAUUUGCUCCUGCAUUUGUAGUUACGGAGUCCAAUUCAGCUAGCUAGCCGCUGCACCGGGCAGCUGACUGAAGCGAUGUCCGUGGUUUGUGCGCGGCUCCUGGGUAGGUGUAGUGUCGCGCUUGGAUGCCGCGGUUAUGCCACGCCCAGUCAAGCCGUGAAGAACAAGGGCCCAAAGGAGCAGGGAGGGCCAGUGUACCAGUACGUUGGGAAGCACACCAAGCCCAAGGACAAAGUCUUUGUGUGGGGAUUCAGCUACACGGGAGCCCUGGGGAUUCCCAGCUUUGUGGUUCCUGACAGUGGAAGGAAGACGCCUCGGAAGUAUCAGCUCACCCCCUACCGCCUUGACACAGAGCAGCGGAUCUCCUCAGCGGCCUGUGGUUAUGGUUUCACCCUGCUGUCCUCCACCACGCAGGACCUGACCAAAGUGUGGGGAAUGGGCCUCAACAAGGACUCCCAGCUAGGCUUCCAGCGUACCCAGCAUGACCGCAAUAAGAGCUAUGAGUACGUGCUGGAGCCAUCCCCAGUGUCUCUCCCCUUGGCCAGGCCCCAGGAGACUCGGGUGACCCAGGUGGCUUGUGGGCGUGCCCACUCGCUGGUGCUCACUGACUCAGAGGGAGUAUUCAGUAUCGGAAACAAUGCAUACGGACAGUGUGGGAGAAAAAUCGUGGAGAAUGAAAUAUACAGUGGCAGCCACGUCGUUCACAAGAUUGAAGGCUUUGACAGCCGAGUCGUUCAGGUGGCGUGUGGGCAGGACCACAGCUUGUUCCUGACUCAGACAGGCAGAGUGUAUGCCUGUGGCUGGGGGGCAGAUGGGCAGACAGGACUAGGUCACCACAACAUGACCGCCCAUCCGGUGCCUGUCGCAGGGGCGCUGGCUGGAGUGAGAGUGCGGCAGGUGGCUUCAUAUGGAGACUGCAGCCUGGCAGUGUCCCAGGAGGGGGAUCUUUUUGGUUGGGGCAACUCUGAAUACCUGCAGCUGUCCACUGUUACUGAAGCCACACAGAUUAACUCUCCACGGCGCCUCCCUGUGGAGGGUGUGGGCAGGAUCCAGCAGGCGGCAUGUGGUGGGACUCAAGUGGCCGUUUUGAACAACAAAGGGGAGGUGUUUGUCUGGGGCUAUGGCAUCCUGGGGAAAGGGCCUGACCUCUCAGAGUCCAAAACACCCGAGAUGAUCCCGCCCACGCUCUUCGGACGGUCCGACUUUAACCCCAAGGUUGCCGUCACUCAGAUCCGUUGCGGACUCACUCACUUUGCAGCCGUCACAGAUAGAGGGGAGCUGUUCGUCUGGGGGAAGAACGUAAGAGGCUGUCUGGGUAUCGGGAUGAAGGACGACCAGUACUUCCCCUGGAGGGUGACCGUGCCGGGCCAGGUGGUGGACGUGGCCUGUGGGGUGGACCACAUGGUGGCGCUGGUCAAGUCGCUGAUGUGAGCCUCCCGGCGCUCCUGCCCCGCCCGUCUCCCCUCGCCAGUGAACCGGGCAGGCUGUGCCUCUAGCCCCCAGCGCCCAUCGAAGGAGGGUUUGGUCUCUGGGAAUGUGUGGCGCUCCCCUCCCAGUCCAGAGCAUAAGACCAGCUGAGGUUACCAGAUGUCAACUCUUACUUGUGAUUUGACUCCCCCAUCCUCCCACUGUUGCAGUGCAGUACAUAGAUUUGUUUCUUUGAAAGGCAAUAUAGCCUCGGACCCCAUCACACAGACACUGUGGUCUCACACGCUGAAAUGAACCUCUAACAUCUUCUGUGUGUGUGUGUGUGUGUGUGUGU
This is a messenger RNA of Megalops cyprinoides (Indo-Pacific tarpon), 1927 nucleotides long. RefSeq names its product RCC1 like (gene rcc1l). Lineage: Eukaryota; Metazoa; Chordata; Actinopteri; Elopiformes; Megalopidae. The transcript is spliced from 12 exons. The record is from RefSeq and is a predicted model, not a curated record. Bases 241 to 1596 code for a protein of 451 amino acids.